Messenger RNA from Diorhabda sublineata, 3073 nucleotides. It is a transcript of the gene Ance-3, whose product is annotated as angiotensin-converting enzyme. The transcript is spliced from 11 exons. Lineage: Eukaryota; Metazoa; Arthropoda; Insecta; Coleoptera; Chrysomelidae. Gene Ontology annotation, molecular function: peptidyl-dipeptidase activity; metallopeptidase activity. Bases 55 to 2367 code for a protein of 770 amino acids. Gene Ontology annotation, biological process: proteolysis. Gene Ontology annotation, cellular component: plasma membrane. The record is from RefSeq and is a predicted model, not a curated record.
AGUAUACAAACCAACUUUAGAUAGUGUACGAAGCUAAAGAAAAAGUAGAAAAAAAUGUGUGAUAUAAGUGCUCCUAAACAACGAAUUCUAAUCAUUUUUAUGUUGAUUUUUUAUUCAGCUAUAGCACAAGUCAAUUUACCACCAGCUUUUAUUCCUAAUUCUAAUAAUCCACAAUAUAGGGACAACAAUUUUCCUAAUUUAUACAAACCAAACGACGGAAGAAGUUUUUCCGGUACUACUUCUUACCCCCCGAUUAGUUCUACUCCUCUACCACCCUACGACGAAUUUUCUUACAACGUUAAUGACCCUAGGAAUGAUUAUAAUCAAAAUUUCGGACAGAGACCCAGCGAUUUAUCACCAAAUUUCGUUCCUAAAAUAAAUAACGUAAGUCCUAAUCAAUUUGGCCGAAAUGAGCAACGAUCUUUCGACGAUAAUUUCAAUACUAGAAAUAGAGUCGAGGGAGAUAUACGUGGAAUUUUACAAGCUCUAGACGUACAAGCGUCUCAAAUGUGUACCAAUAACGUAGCUGCUCAAUGGAAUUUCGAAACUAACAUCAAUCAAGCCACGCAAUUGGAAGCUAUCAAUGCUCAACAGAUCUAUUCAGAAUUCCAGCACGGAGUUUGGGAAUUGUUGAAUAAAGUUGAAAACGUACAUAAGUUGGAUCCUCAAACUUACAGGCAAAUACGGUAUUAUUCAGUCAUAGGUCCUUCCGCAUUGCCUCCGGAAGAAUUAGAUAGGUAUAACAGAUUAAUAAAUGACAUGUUGGCAGUAUAUAAUACUGCUUCGAUAUGCGGUUACAAUGAUCAUUUCCAUUGCGGCUUGAGGUUACAACCUGAUUUAUCGAAAAUUAUGGCGAAAAGUCGGAAUUGGGACGAAUUGCAAUACGUAUGGACGGAAUGGAGGAGAAAUUCCGGGCAAAAAAUGAAAGAUACAUACGAGCAGAUGGUGAAAUUGUCGAACCAAGCCGCAAAAUUGAACAAUUUUACGGAUACCGCCGAUUACUGGAGUUUUCCGUUCGAAUCGCCAGCUCUAAUGCUCGAUUUGGAAGACGCGUGGAAUGAAGUCAAACCUCUCUACGAGCUUCUUUUGACUUAUGUCAGAAGACGAUUAAGGGAAUAUUACGGUCCGGAAAAGAUAAAUAGACAAGCGCCUUUACCGGCACACAUUUUGGGUAAUAUGUGGGGACAAUCUUGGAGUAACAUAUUCGAUAUAACUCAACCUUACCCCGGUCAACAUUUUUUGGACGUGACGCCGGAGAUGAUCAAGCAGGGCUACACUCCAACGGAUUUGUUCAGACUGUCAGAAGAUUUCUUCGUAUCGAUGAACAUGAGUGUACUUCCCUUGGAUUUCUGGCAGGGAUCGGUACUUCAAGAACCGUUGGAUAGGAUCGUUCUGUGUCAACCGUCUGCUUGGGAUUUCUGCAACCGUCGAGAUUUUAGGAUUAAAAUGUGCACCAACGUCAAUAUGAAGGAUCUCAUAACGGCGCAUCACGAAAUGGCGCAUAUUUAUUAUUUCAUUUUGUACAAAAAUCAACCGAAAGUGUUCAGGGACGGCGCCAAUCCAGCGUUCCAUGAAGCGAUUGGUGAAGCGAUAGGUCUGUCGGUAGGGACCCCGAAACAUCUUCAAGCUUUAGGAUUGGUUCAAAAAUCCAUAGAUCGCAUUGCCGUCGAUAUAAAUUUCUUAUAUUCGAUGGCUUUGGAUAAAGUCGCGUUUUUACCGUUUGCGUUCGUCAUGGAUAAAUGGAGGUACGACGUUUUCAAAGGCGAUAUACAAAAAGAAGAAUACAACUGUCAUUGGUGGCUUUUAAGUGAGAGAUACCAAGGCAUCAAACCACCGGUACUAAGGUCAGAGAUCGACUUCGAUCCCGGAUCAAAGUACCACGUUCCUGCUAAUAUUCCAUAUUUGAGAUAUUUCGCAAGUACAAUUUUACAAUUUCAAAUCUAUCGUUCAUUAUGCAUCGCCGCAGGCCAAUACUCGCCUAAUGACCCGACCAGACCGUUGCAUGAAUGCGAUAUUUAUAGGAGCAAAGAAGCCGGCAGAAUACUGACACAAAUUAUGGAGAAAGGUUCUUCUCAACCAUGGAGAGAUGUUUUAUUUCAAACUAUUGGAGAAAGUCGAUUAGAUGGUAGAGCUUUGAGGGAAUAUUUUCAACCGUUAGAAGAUUGGCUUCGAAAUGAAAAUUUACGAACAGGAGAAUUUGUGGGUUGGCUUUAUGAUGGAGAUUAUUGUAAACAAAGCAUAGAAACUGCUGGUCUUCAAGUUUAUGGUGGUUUUUACAACGAUUCUUCGCAAUUAAGAUCUACUUUAACGUUAUGGUAUUUUAUUUAUUAUUCACUCUUAUUUUCGGUAUAUUUUUUUAAUUUGUGAUAUGGGUUCGUUUAAUCUAAUUGCUCAAAAUUAUAAUUUGUAUAAAAAUCGACAAGAUUUGAGAAUGAGUAAAACGAUAGUGAUGUUAACAAAACUAAUAGAAACUAUUAAGUGAGAAAUAAUUUUAAAUUUAAUAACCUUUAUGUGGCACUUGAAUCAAAUAUAAAAUUUAUUCGAAAAUUUCGUGUGGAUAGAAAUAAAUUAAGACUUUUAGCUUCUUUUAAGGUAUUGAGGUGGAAUGGAUCCACAAAGAAAAUUCUUGUUUGUUGAAAAAUUUUGAAUCUAUUUAUAUAUAAUUAUUUUGCUUUGGUACAUUUAAAAAUGUAUUAAAUAAAUCAUAAUCUAAAGCAACAAGAACUUUUUUGGGAAAAAUCUUUAAUAGUUAGGGAAGAUCAAUAUUUAAUUUUGGUACAUUUGAACUGAUAUUGUAUUUUUAGAAAUUAAGCAACUAUUUGAAGCUUUCAAAAAUUGGUUUUUCUAAGGUAUCGAGGUGGAAUGUAACUGCAAUGAAUAACAAGUUUUGUUAGUUGAUAUUUAUCAGUUUUUUGGUGUUUAGUUUUAUGACUUCUUAAAUUUUGUUGAAAACUAUAUAAAAUUUGAUUUAAACCGGAAUUUAAUAAAUAGUUAGAAUGAUUGAUUAAUAAUAAUAUUUGUUAAUACAUGUAGAAUACUCAUAUUUGUAAAUAAAAUUUGAUUUACGUUUAAA